This is a messenger RNA of Cucurbitaria berberidis CBS 394.84, 2226 nucleotides long. RefSeq lists its product as uncharacterized. Gene Ontology annotation, cellular component: cytoplasm; nucleus. NCBI's taxonomy places the organism in Eukaryota, Fungi, Ascomycota, Dothideomycetes, Pleosporales, Cucurbitariaceae. The transcript has a single exon. The record is from RefSeq and is a predicted model, not a curated record. Gene Ontology annotation, molecular function: 3'-5' exonuclease activity; nucleic acid binding; nucleotide binding. Bases 54 to 1976 code for a protein of 640 amino acids. Gene Ontology annotation, biological process: nucleobase-containing compound metabolic process.
ACUGUCGCUAUCGAUCACUUGUGCGCUUUUGGUUUUUGGCUAGCAUUUAACAUAUGACUGAAUCUGAAAUUAUUGUUAGUGCUGCUCUCGACGAUGCAGCUUCACCCGGUACAACAAGAGUGAAAAGCGGGGAAAGGGUCCGCUGGCCACUUGCAUAUUGCCUACAGCCUCGCGGGAACAACCAGCAACCAAGGUUCGAGUCACAGCGGCCACCACCAAAACAAUGGUGGAGCCAUACGCUCUACCGUGGGCCUGGUAAUAAAGAGGUCCAGAUUUUGUAUAGCCGGACCAAGGCUCAGUCGGAGAUCAUUGCACGUCAAUUCCUUGAUGAAUCUAUCGUCGGCUUUGAUAUGGAAUGGCCUUGGAAUGAUUAUACCAAGGCCGAUCUUCAGAACAAGAUUGGACUGAUACAAGUCGCUACUGAAGACAAGAUCGCACUGUUCCAUAUCGGCUUGCAUGCUGGAAAGACAACCGACGAAAUCAUUGCACCAUCGCUACGGCAGCUCAUCGAAAGCCCGACUAUCACUAAACUCGGCGUGAGUGUCUUGCACGCAGACUUUAGUCGGCUAUCGAAAUAUUUUCGCCUUAAUCCGAAGGGCGCAUUUGAAUUAAGUCACCUCUAUCGGCUCGUAAAGUUUGGCGCACACAGACCAGACCUCGUGUCGACCAAGUUGGUCAGCCUGGCACAACAAGUCGAAGACCAACUUGGCUACCCUUUAUGGAAAGGCGACGUGCGAACGAGCAACUGGAGCAAGCCAUUGUCCCAAGAACAGAUCAAAUAUGCUGCAGGAGACGCUUACGCUGGCUAUAUGCUGUAUCAUUGCAUGAAUUUCAAGCGGCUUCGAAUGCACCCCACUCCGCCACUCCCAAUACACGCAGAGAAAUACCUGUCUUAUAAACUUUCCGGGAUCGUUCCCAUUCAGUUAGCGUUGUCCCCAGUUGAUGCUCCAAUGACCACAUCAGCCAUGUUCUUUAAGGUUGGAAUGACUGACAGCAUAUCAGCUGGAAGCAAACCCAAGCCUCAGCAAACACAAGAAGUGGAGCCUAAAGUGCCCGAGGGAGACCUUUGUAGCACAUCGCAAACAUUAUACGAUGCAUUGGUUCUACGUCGAGCGACCUUGGCCGAGAAGAUCUCAAAGCCGGCGUACCAGAUCGCAUCAAACUCUAUACUAAAGGCGCUCGCGCGCAAGCGUCCACUCGACACCAAUAGCCUGCUUCUAAUCAAGGGGAUUGGAAAGAUUCAGCAAGAGAAGUACGGCGAUUCCUGGCUUGAGGUUAUAUCGCUCUUUGUGGCAGUGCACAACCCCAAUCUGCAAGCAAAAGCUCCUGAUAAUCCGUCAUCUAACGCCUGUAACGAGUCACCAAUACAACCUGCGGUACAAACGCCAUCCAUACCUCGACGCGCCCAGGCGCGCGGACAACCCUCUCAGCAACUGCACACAGGCUUAUCCUUCACAAUGGCCGAGACAAAACUCGAUACGGAGAGUAACAACUCGAACCACAGCGCAACUCCCUAUGGCUCUCAAGAUUCAUUACCGUCGUUGAACUUUGGCAGCCAAUCUCAACAGACAAGCUUCCAGCGGAAGCGCAAGCGUGCCGAAAGCCCAGCACCCGAAUUACAACAGUUUGAUCCUCGCGGCCCAUCCACUGCAACGGUAGGCAGAGUAGGCAGCGCUCCAACGCACGGAACCUCACCCAUACAACCCACUACAGAGCCUCUUCCCCUGGAAUUAAGAAUCUUCCGAAAUAAGCUCGUGGCCUUGAGCAAGCGCGUUGCACGGAAGCUGGUAGCAAGACCAGUCAAUGCACCGCCCAUUGUGACAGACCACACUCUCGACCUGAUCAUCAAGAACCCACCACGCACACAAGAUGAUCUCGAGAGGAUCCCGGGUAUCGAUAGUUUUCUCCUUGCGUGUGAGAAGAGUGACAUGAAUCUACUAAGGAAUAUAUUGAGUUUUGCACCUGCACGGUCUUGACUAUGCAUGGAUGGAAAUGUUUACUGUCUAGCCACCCUGGACUUUUCUUUAUUUUUAUUUGCUGUUAUUGUUUAUUUCCUGUUGGUUAGCCAUUUUUUUUUAUUAUACCAUGAGAAUUGUUUGUAGGAAGGCUUGGGGGAGUCGGCGAAUCUGUUGCCGCCUUGACCUAGUGCUGUAAACACUGUGAUGAAGCAAGGCAUAUCGGGAUCGGGACAAGGGAAUGGGAAAUGGGAUAUAUAUGGGCGGUGAU